CAAUUAUUUAACCUCAAGCUUUCUUCGCAUUUGAAACACACAGAGCAAUUUUUUUUCCCUCUCUCUCUCGUCUUCGAAUUCUCACUCUCGCGAUCUUCCAUUGCUUCACUUUUCUCUUCUCGAUCCUUCGUCCUCUUCUCCUGAAUUGAGAAAUUCAAUGGAUACUGUAAGAAGCCUGAAAAUCAAGACGAGUACCUGCAAACGACUUGUGAAGGAGCUGCAUUCUUAUGAAAAGGAAGUUGAGAGAGAAGCUGCCAAAACAGCUGAUAUGAAGAACAAAGGAGCUGACCCUUAUGAUCUCAAGCAGCAGGAAAAUGUGCUAGGUGAGUCAAGGAUGAUGAUUCCUGACUGCCGCAAGCGUUUGGAGGCCGCUUUGGAAGACUUGAAAGGAAUAUUGGGCGAGUUGUUGAAUGAGACUGAUAAAAAGGAAAGCCCUGAAAUUGAUGAAGCUCGAAACAUCAUUGUGGAAGUUGAAAAGGUAUUUGAAACAAUUGAAGCUUAGGAAGGCAGUUACACCAGUGUAUGCGGUGGACGAUAUUGUGCCUGUAUUAUAUAGUUUCUCCUUGAUCUUCAAAAUUUGAUCGAUGCUGAAAAAGUUUAUGAAACUUGUGACAUUUAACCUUAUAUAUACUUAAGUAUGACAUCGAUUUACUUUUCUAA
Messenger RNA from Medicago truncatula (barrel medic), 660 nucleotides. Its product is annotated as tubulin-folding cofactor A. Gene Ontology annotation, molecular function: beta-tubulin binding. The record is from RefSeq and is a predicted model, not a curated record. The coding region runs from base 158 to 502 and encodes 114 amino acids. Lineage: Eukaryota; Viridiplantae; Streptophyta; Magnoliopsida; Fabales; Fabaceae. Gene Ontology annotation, biological process: post-chaperonin tubulin folding pathway; tubulin complex assembly. The transcript has 4 exons. Gene Ontology annotation, cellular component: microtubule cytoskeleton; cytosol.